AUGACUUCGGCAACUUCACCUAUCAUUUUAAAAUGGGACCCCAAAAGUUUGGAAAUCCGGACACUAACAGUGGAGAGACUUUUGGAGCCACUUGUUACACAGGUGACGACCCUUGUCAACACAAGCAAUAAAGGCCCCUCUGGUAAAAAGAAAGGGAGGUCAAAGAAAGCCCAUGUACUGGCUGCAUCUGUAGAGCAAGCCACUCAGAACUUCCUGGAGAAGGGUGAACAGAUCGCUAAGGAGAGUCAAGACCUCAAAGAAGAAUUGGUUGCUGCUGUGGAGGAUGUGCGUAAACAAGGUGAGACGAUGCGCAUCGCCUCUUCAGAGUUUGCUGAUGACCCAUGCUCAUCCGUGAAGCGUGGCACCAUGGUGCGGGCGGCAAGGGCUUUGCUAUCAGCUGUAACGCGCUUACUCAUCCUUGCGGACAUGGCGGAUGUCAUGAGACUUUUAUCUCAUCUGAAAAUUGUGGAGGAGGCCCUGGAAGCUGUCAAAAAUGCUACAAAUGAACAAGACCUUGCAAAUCGCUUUAAAGAAUUUGGGAAAGAAAUGGUGAAACUUAAUUAUGUAGCUGCAAGAAGACAACAGGAGCUGAAGGACCCUCACUGUCGGGAUGAGAUGGCAGCCGCCCGAGGGGCUCUGAAGAAGAAUGCCACAAUGCUGUACACGGCCUCCCAAGCAUUUCUCCGCCACCCCGAUGUUGCCGCCACAAGAGCCAACCGAGACUAUGUGUUCAAACAAGUCCAGGAGGCCAUUGCUGGCAUCUCCAAUGCUGCUCAAGCUACCUCGCCCACUGAUGAAGCCAAAGGCCACACGGGCAUCGGCGAGCUGGCUGCGGCUCUGAAUGAAUUUGAUAAUAAGAUAAUCCUGGACCCCAUGACGUUCAGCGAGGCCAGGUUCCGGCCGUCCCUCGAGGAGAGGCUGGAGAGCAUCAUCAGCGGCGCGGCGCUCAUGGCCGACUCGUCCUGCACCCGCGACGACCGGCGCGAGAGGAUCGUGGCCGAGUGCAACGCCGUGCGGCAGGCGCUCCAGGACCUGCUCAGCGAGUACAUGAAUAACACUGGAAGGAAAGAAAAAGGAGAUCCUCUAAACAUUGCAAUUGAUAAGAUGACCAAGAAAACAAGAGAUCUAAGGAGACAGCUUCGAAAAGCAGUGAUGGAUCACAUAUCUGAUUCUUUCUUGGAAACCAACGUCCCUUUGCUAGUUCUCAUUGAGGCUGCAAAGAGUGGGAAUGAAAAGGAAGUAAAGGAAUAUGCCCAGGUUUUCCGUGAACACGCCAACAAGCUGGUGGAGGUUGCCAACUUGGCCUGUUCCAUCUCCAACAAUGAGGAAGGGGUAAAAUUAGUCCGGAUGGCAGCCACCCAGAUUGACAGCCUGUGCCCCCAGGUCAUCAAUGCCGCUCUCACGCUGGCUGCUCGACCACAGAGCAAAGUUGCUCAGGACAACAUGGACGUCUUCAAAGACCAGUGGGAGAAGCAGGUCCGAGUGCUGACAGAGGCUGUGGAUGACAUCACCUCAGUGGAUGACUUCCUGUCUGUCUCAGAAAAUCAUAUAUUGGAGGAUGUGAACAAGUGUGUGAUAGCCCUCCAAGAGGGAGAUGUGGACACCCUGGACCGGACUGCGGGGGCCAUCAGAGGCCGGGCGGCUCGAGUCAUACACAUCAUCAAUGCUGAAAUGGAAAACUAUGAAGCUGGUGUUUACACUGAGAAGGUGCUGGAAGCUACAAAAUUGCUCUCUGAGACAGUGAUGCCACGCUUUGCUGAACAAGUAGAGGUUGCCAUUGAAGCCCUGAGUGCCAACGUCCCUCAACCAUUUGAGGAGAAUGAGUUCAUCGAUGCCUCUCGCCUGGUGUAUGACGGUGUUCGGGACAUCAGAAAGGCUGUUCUGAUGAUCAGGACCCCAGAAGAACUAGAGGACGAUUCUGACUUUGAGCAGGAAGAUUAUGACGUGCGCAGCCGGACAAGUGUUCAAACUGAGGAUGACCAGCUUAUCGCAGGGCAGAGCGCACGGGCCAUCAUGGCACAACUACCACAGGAGGAGAAGGCAAAAAUAGCUGAGCAGGUGGAGAUAUUCCACCAAGAGAAAAGCAAGCUGGAUGCUGAAGUGGCUAAAUGGGACGACAGCGGCAAUGAUAUAAUUGUGCUGGCCAAGCAGAUGUGUAUGAUCAUGAUGGAAAUGACAGACUUCACAAGAGGCAAAGGCCCAUUGAAAAAUACUUCUGAUGUCAUUAAUGCCGCCAAGAAAAUUGCCGAAGCUGGUUCUCGAAUGGACAAAUUAGCCCGCGCUGUGGCUGAUCAGUGUCCUGAUUCAGCAUGCAAGCAGGAUUUAUUAGCCUACCUUCAACGAAUUGCCUUGUAUUGCCAUCAGCUUAAUAUCUGCAGCAAGGUGAAGGCAGAAGUACAGAAUCUGGGAGGAGAGCUCAUUGUGUCAGGGACAGGAGUUCAGAGCACUUUCACUACCUUUUAUGAGGUAGAUUGUGAUGUCAUAGAUGGGGGCAGGGCUAGUCAACUUUCUACCCACCUCCCAACCUGUGCUGAGGGAGCUCCAAUCGGGAGUGGAAGCAGUGAUUCUUCCAUGCUGGACAGCGCCACGUCACUCAUCCAGGCAGCUAAAAACCUGAUGAAUGCUGUUGUCCUCACGGUGAAAGCAUCCUAUGUGGCCUCAACCAAAUACCAGAAGGUCUAUGGGACAGCGGCUGUCAACUCCCCUGUUGUGUCUUGGAAGAUGAAGGCCCCAGAGAAGAAGCCCCUUGUGAAGAGAGAAAAGCCUGAAGAAUUCCAGACGCGAGUUAGACGAGGUUCUCAGAAGAAACACAUUUCUCCUGUACAGGCUUUAAGUGAAUUCAAAGCAAUGGAUUCCUUCUAG
Molecule: messenger RNA, 2862 nt
Organism: Equus quagga
Lineage: Eukaryota; Metazoa; Chordata; Mammalia; Perissodactyla; Equidae
Gene: CTNNA2
Product: catenin alpha 2
Exons: 18
Coding region: 1-2862 (953 amino acids)
Biological process (GO): cell migration; cell-cell adhesion
Cellular component (GO): adherens junction; actin cytoskeleton; catenin complex
Molecular function (GO): beta-catenin binding; actin filament binding; structural molecule activity
Source: RefSeq, a predicted model, not a curated record